AUGCAUUUUCUCAUAGCCCUUUCUAUUCUUUGCUUAGGAUCCGCUAUCUCAGCCUACGAUCUUCCUGAAAACCUGAAAUUAUUAUACAAUAAACACAAGCCUGGCACUUGUUUAAACCCCUUAUCUGAGAGAUUCCCUGCAGGUACCCAGUAUUGCGGCGAUAUCCUUGGUGGAAUCUUCUUGAAAGGUGACCCCGGGAACUACGACAAUAUGGACAUCGACUGCGAUGGUGCGAACAACCACGCCGGUGCUUGUGCAAAUGACCCGACAGGUCAAGGGAUCACCGCGUUCCAAGAUACCGUGGCUCGCUACGGCAUUUCUGACUUGGACGCCAAUGUUCAUCCAUAUGUGGUGUUUGGUAACGAUGGGGACUCGCCGUCUUUUGACCCUCAGCAGCAUGAAAUGAAGCCUUUGAGCGUUAUGGCUGUCAUUUGCGAUGACAAACUUCACUAUGGGAUCUGGGGAGACAUUAACGGUGGUACCUCCACUGGCGAGGCCCCCAUCUCGCUCGCUGAGCUUUGUUUCCCUGGUAAAGGAUUUAAUGGUAACAUGGGCCACGGCGAGAAUGACGUACUGUUCAUCGGAUUCAUCGGAGACGAGGCCGUCCCAGGAAAGAAUGUCUCAUGGGCAACCAACAACCAGGCCGAGUUUUCUAGCAGUAUCAAAGCCUUGGGCGACCGACUUGUUGCUAAGCUUUGA
This is a messenger RNA of Fusarium venenatum, 699 nucleotides long. Its product is annotated as putative chitosanase. Gene Ontology annotation, molecular function: chitosanase activity. The record is from RefSeq and is a predicted model, not a curated record. Lineage: Eukaryota; Fungi; Ascomycota; Sordariomycetes; Hypocreales; Nectriaceae.